Cicer arietinum (chickpea) is the source of this 1173-nucleotide messenger RNA. Its product is annotated as leucine-rich repeat protein 1. The record is from RefSeq and is a predicted model, not a curated record. NCBI's taxonomy places the organism in Eukaryota, Viridiplantae, Streptophyta, Magnoliopsida, Fabales, Fabaceae.
UUACACUGGUAUUUUAGUUUGGUCAAAAAAUGUAACCCCAUUGGUAUGUUUUACUGUUAUGUUAUUCCUAAAACCGAUACUCUUUUGAAAUAGAAAGCAUUGUUCUCUCUAUCUCUCAGCAUCCACAAACAAGACCGAACCCUAAACGCACUUCAAUUCAACAAAGCUCACACAGAUCAGAGAAGUAGAAGAUGGCACCAUCUUUAACUUCUCUUUCCUUAUUCGGAAUUUUCCUAACCCUAACCCUAACUCUUGUUCACUUCGCACAUGCUAAUUCAGAAGGAGACGCUCUGUACACACUGAAACGAAGCCUCACCGACCCUGAUAACGUCCUCCAAAGCUGGGAUCCGACCCUAGUUAGUCCUUGUACUUGGUUCCAUGUCACCUGUAACCAAGACAAUCGUGUCACUCGAGUGGAUCUUGGUAAUUCUAAUCUAUCUGGACAUUUGGUACCUGAACUCGGGAAGCUAGAGCAUCUGCAGUACCUUGAGCUGUACAAAAACAACAUUCAAGGAACUAUUCCUCCAGAGCUUGGAAACCUGAGGAGUCUUGUUAGCUUGGACUUGUAUAACAACAACAUAUCUGGAACUGUCCCACCUUCAUUGGGAAAAUUGAAGAAUCUUGUUUUUUUACGACUUAAUGACAAUCGACUAACUGGCCCAAUCCCUAGGGAACUCAUUGCUAUUCCAAGCCUUAAAGUAGUGGAUGUCUCCAACAAUGACUUAUGCGGUACAAUUCCUACCUCUGGGCCAUUCGAGCACAUUCCAUUGAAUAACUUUGAGAAUAACCCUCGUCUGGAAGGUCCAGAGUUGUUGGGACUCGUAAGUUACGACACGAACUGCUCAUGAAUAACAUGAUGCUGUAGGAUAUCAAUCAACACUGUUGAACUAUAUAUGUGUAUUCUAAAAUCGAAGUGUGUUACGUCAUAGUGUAAUGGGGUGUGGUGUAUAUGUAAAUUUACAUACUGAAGAGCAUUGAGAUUUGUAACAGUAUUAUGAUUUUCCACUGAAGUUUACUACUUGAGAGUAUCUAUCUAUUGAUGUAAAAUACUAGAAAAGAAAACAACUUGGUCACUGAUAAAAUAUUUGUGGCGCAGUAGUAAUGCUGUUUGUUAGUUCCUAUUGCAAGCCCUGUUAUUAUUUCUUUGUCAAUGGCAGUGCAACUUAUUAGGAA